AUGAUUGGGAACUGGUGGCAUGCCCAAUUUCGCGUCGAAGUGGAGGACAUUCUACGGAACAAGAAUCACAAGGUGCGCCUGGCCUCCUUAAGUCUUUCUCCCGUGAUGGCGUCGGUAAUGGUUGACUUGAAUGCCUUGUUGCUGGCUGGGUUCUUCCUCGCAUCUAAAUCUUAUUGUGAAUUCAGCUCUCGUUUCUUCCUCAGUGCCAGUAUCCUCCGUCAAAGCUUUGAAAUAGAGAAUCUUCGCCUGAAAGUCAUACUGCGGAUCGAACUUGAAAUCCAUCACAAUGAGGUACUCGCAGCUGCCUCCAGGCAUUCCAAAUGGCCAUAUACAGCCUCCCUCAAGCCGAUUGCUCAUUCUAAACUUGAUUUUCUACCGCUGAAGAUUUGUCUCUGUAAGAUCGGUGUGGAAUUCCGUCCAAGUCUGCAAUUGGGAGCUGAUCUCCGCUUCUCGCACCUAGGGAACAGGCGAUUAGGCCGGCCAUGUUCUUGGAAGAGCCUUGAAAGGGAUGGUUUCGAUGCUGCGAUUGAAGCUGUAGAGGAAGGCGAGGAUGGCGAAGGGGUGGGAGCUAAGGAUACUGAUGAGGUCCUAGUUGAGAUGGAAGCUGAAGGAUACGUUACUUACCCCUUCACAAACAAGAACAUUGUUUGCGCUUUCAGGAAAGCACGUAUCCUUUAG
Lindgomyces ingoldianus is the source of this 678-nucleotide messenger RNA. RefSeq lists its product as uncharacterized. The record is from RefSeq and is a predicted model, not a curated record. NCBI's taxonomy places the organism in Eukaryota, Fungi, Ascomycota, Dothideomycetes, Pleosporales, Lindgomycetaceae. Bases 1 to 678 code for a protein of 225 amino acids. The transcript is spliced from 9 exons.